AUGCCAUGCCGUCUCCGUAAAAUCACAGUUUAUGAAACAAAAAGUCGAUUUUAUAUAAUUGGAUGUGAUAGCACGGGCUCCCGAUAUAAUGUACUAAAAAUCGAUCGAAUCGAUCCGAAGGCAUUGAUAACUGGAGAGCCGGAGUAUGAUUAUACGAGAGAGGAGAUUCUGGAGUUGCUCGCGACGAUUUCAGAUGGUAGUUCCGUUGUAUACCGAUCUUCCUCCAAAAAAGGCACAAAGAGUGGACUAGUUGAACGAGCUACAAAUGCAUUCGGAAUACUUGGAGUCGUUCGAUUUGUUGAAGGAUAUUACUUGAUUAUCAUCACUCGUGCCCAUGCCGUCGCCACUCUUGGCUAUCAUCCGGUUUAUAAAAUCGUGGAGGUUGCAAUGAUACCAAUAGCGAUGGAUGGAGUUUCAACAAGUUCUGAGGAACAGAAAUAUGUAAAAUUAUUCCAAUCCGUCGAUUUGAGUACCGAUUUUUACUUCUCAUAUUCGUAUGAUUUGAGUCGUACUUUCCAAGAGAAUGCAUUGAGAAGUGAUUGGAGUAAUAAUGGACAGAGAAGGCUGGAAGCUGAUGAUAAAUUCAUCUGGAAUUCUUUCCUUCUCGAACCUCUCCGCAAAAACCUUAUCAGUGAACGCUGGUUUGUCGAAAUCGUUCACGGAUAUGUACGCCAAGAGUACAUUUUCCUCCCAAUCGGUCGAAUUUCUCUAACAAUAAUCGGUCGUCGCUCAACAAAAUAUGCCGGAACACGUUUCUUGAAACGUGGUGCGAACCCACUCGGUCAUGUGGCAAACUACGUGGAAACGGAACAAAUAGUUUGGGAUAUGGCGUCAUCUGGCAACGUGGCAAACGGAAGAUUCAGUAGUUUCGUUCAAAUGAGAGGUUCCGUUCCGAUGAGAUGGUCACAAGAUCCAUCGACACGUGGAGUUGUUGGAAAACCAUUAAUAUUGAUUGAUAAUCAUGAACCACAUGCACAGACAGCAGCGAGUCAUUUCAGAGAUAUUCGAAAUAAAUAUGGAGAUCCGAUUGUAAUUAUGAACUUGAUCAAAAGAAAUGAAAAGAGAAGGCAUGAAGGGGUAUUGCAUACUCAAUUUUUGAAAAAUAUAGAAUAUUUGAAUCAAUUUUUGGAUGAUUCUGAGAAGCUGUGCUAUCUUUCAUUUGAUGUUGCCAGAUGUAACAAAGCUGCCAAUGCAAUGCCAUCUAUAAAUGUGCUGAAUGUUAUGGAGGAUAUCUCAAUGAAAUCGAUUCUGAAAAAUGGAUGGUUCCAGUCAUUCCCACUCAGUGAAUCCAUGAAAAUACGUCCGAGAGAAGGAUUCGAUACGCUGGAUGCAAGACAUUCACAAGAUGGGCGGUUCAUGAUUCAACACGGAAUAUGUCGAACGAAUUGUGUAGAUUGUUUGGAUAGAACUAAUGUUGCACAGUUUGUAAUUGCGAAAGUGGCAUUGGGAUGUCAAUUAUGUGCACUUGGUAUUCUUGAUGAACCAAGUUUGUCGCUUCAGAGUGAAGUCUGCCGUCUUCUCGAAGACAUGUUCGACGAACACGGUGAUACGAUGGCCCUCCAAUACGCGGGAAGCCAACUGGUUCAUUCAAUUAAAACUUACAAAAAGACGGCGGCAUUCCAAGAGAGACGCAGAGAUGUGUUUCAGACAUUAUCCAGAUAUUACAGUAAUACUUUCAACGAUUGGGAUAAACAAAUGGCGAUCAAUCUAUUCCUGGGAAUGUUCCGCCCGAAAAUCACAUCUCUCAAAAAUCUAUGGGAUCUAACAAGUGAUUAUAAUUUACAUUUUCCGUAUUCUCUGAAAAUUCGAACGGAUUAUUGUGCAUGGACACUGACAGAAAAGCAGUUGGACGACUUGGUAUUUCUGGAAUAUGAUGAGAAAGAGAAUCAAGAAGGAUACGUGGAAAUUCGAUCGAUGGAAUCAGUUGAUGGGCGACGUGGAAGUGAGGGAAGCGAGUACCGUACCUUGCAGUUCUCAUCAGAUGAGGACUUCCGUGAUUAUCAUAGAACUUAUGAGUUCACUUCAUUGGAUGAUCGAAUCGGAAGGCUUUUUAGUAUUGAGAAUCGAGCGAUUCAAGUGGAUGGUAUCAACGAGGAACCGACGACUCACGCACAGUUUUUGAAAUUGUGGAAAACUUCGGAAACUAAAGAGAAAGAAACCAAAAAACCAGCGAAAAAAGAAAAAGAAGAGAAAGAAUCAGAUGAUGAAGAUGAUGAAGAAGGCAAUUCAACACAAUGGUCAGAUGUUGUCGAAGCACAACAAGAAUGGUAUGAUCUAGUGAACCGACCUGGAAAUGUGGCCAGCUCCAAAACCAUCUCACCACUGAAACGCGAGCCGACUCCACCUCGCUCAUUGAAAAAUCGUCGCUCACUUCUGAGUACUGGUCUGCUGUUUGCAAAAGACAUCUACAAUUUGGAUCAUUUGAAAACUCAGCCGGAGGAAAGGAAAUAUUAUGAGAAGUAUGCAGUGACUGCAUUCAAAUGUAAUAUCAGAGAUUGGGAAUCAGUGAAGCCGACGUUGUUGAGUGAAUUCAAGCUUAAUCCGGAGCUAGAGGCGAGGCGCCCGACUUUCUUCACCGCUGAUGACUGUUAUCGGUCAGAACCACCAGAAGUCAGUGGAAAUUCCGAACGCUUUUACAACAAAUCUGCUCAACCGCUGACUACAGAAUGCUCAAAUCGUGAUUAUGAAUUCUUUUCGAAGUAUAUGGAAGCAAGAUAA
Caenorhabditis remanei is the source of this 2718-nucleotide messenger RNA. RefSeq lists its product as uncharacterized. The transcript is spliced from 7 exons. Gene Ontology annotation, cellular component: intracellular membrane-bounded organelle. The coding region runs from base 1 to 2718 and encodes 905 amino acids. Gene Ontology annotation, biological process: phosphatidylinositol dephosphorylation. The record is from RefSeq and is a predicted model, not a curated record. Lineage: Eukaryota; Metazoa; Nematoda; Chromadorea; Rhabditida; Rhabditidae. Gene Ontology annotation, molecular function: phosphatidylinositol-3,5-bisphosphate 5-phosphatase activity.